This is a messenger RNA of Oryctolagus cuniculus (rabbit), 2163 nucleotides long. RefSeq names its product N-alpha-acetyltransferase 11, NatA catalytic subunit (gene NAA11). The record is from RefSeq and is a predicted model, not a curated record. NCBI's taxonomy places the organism in Eukaryota, Metazoa, Chordata, Mammalia, Lagomorpha, Leporidae. Gene Ontology annotation, molecular function: protein-N-terminal-glutamate acetyltransferase activity; protein N-terminal-serine acetyltransferase activity. Gene Ontology annotation, cellular component: NatA complex. Gene Ontology annotation, biological process: N-terminal protein amino acid acetylation.
GCAUGCGGUGCGCCAUACUGAAGCAGACGAGAGGUCUGGCAAUGUUCUGGUUUUUGCACCAACUUCAUUACAUGCGUUAGUUCAGUAUGUAUACCGAGAGAUGCACAAUAAAAAGCUAACGCUGAAACAAAUAUAAAAGUAAUGACCCCAACAGGCCAAACACCAUCUUUGAAACCAAGGAGCUGCUCAAGCACUCCACGCUCCCUACCCCCGCACUCGGAGGUGCACGCGCACGCACAAUAAAGAGGAAGCCUCAUUGGCUGCAUUUCCGGAAGCCAGGGCUUAGCACCACCCCUUCCGGCGCCUGGUCCUCCCGCCUUCCCGCCAUCCCACCUCCACGCCGCCAGCUCUGCGGCUGCGGCCCCGGUGAACUGAAGGCGCAGAGGCAAACGGUGUUGGCUUGGGCUUGGGCUUGUGCGCCUCGCCCCCGUUCUCACGCGCUGCCACCAUGAAUAUCCGCAACGCCCGGCCGGACGACCUGAUGAACAUGCAGCACUGCAACCUGCUCUGCCUGCCUGAGAACUACCAGAUGAAAUACUAUUUCUACCAUGGCCUUUCCUGGCCGCAGCUCUCCUACAUCGCCGAGGACGAGGACGGGAAGAUUGUGGGCUACGUCCUGGCCAAAAUGGAGGAGGAUCCAGACGAUGUCCCGCAUGGACACAUCACCUCUCUGGCCGUGAAGCGCUCGCACCGGCGCCUCGGCCUGGCCCAGAAGUUAAUGGACCAGGCCUCCCGGGCCAUGAUAGAGAGCUUUAGCGCCAAGUACGUGUCCCUGCACGUCCGGAAGAGUAACCGCGCGGCCUUGCACCUCUACUCUGACACCCUCAACUUUCAGGUUAGUGAGGUGGAACCCAAAUACUAUGCCGAUGGGGAAGAUGCCUACGCUAUGAAGCGGGAUCUCUCGCAGAUGGCAGACGUGCUCAGACAGCAGCCGGAGCCGAAGGAGAAGGGCGGGUGUGUGCUGCUCUGCUCCACGGAGAGCCAGGAGAGCCAGGACAGCGUGCUUCCUGGGUCGGCAGACGCCUGCCAGCAGGAGAACGCGGCUGCUGCUGUCGGUGGCAGCGGCAGCAAGGAACCCAGCACUGACGUCCAGAGCAGCGCGGAGGACUUCAGUUCCACCUCCUGGAGCCUGCCUGAGAUCUGCAGGCCCUCAUGUUUCAGCCACAUCUAAUCCUUGGACCCCAGCUUAGUCUGUCUGCUCUCCAGCAUCUGCAUUGGGGUCAUCAUCCCACAGUGACUCAAAUGACUUCUCAAUCUCAACGCUCAACAACUGUCCAUAUACUGUACUGGGAUCAUGAAGGAAAACCUGGACAGAAGAGCCUGCUGCACAGCAGCCAAGGAAGUUUGAAGCCGGCUAUUAGAGAACCUUCCUUGGCCUGCUCACACCAUGCCACCAUUCUUUCCUGUUUGUAGUAGUCCUGUGUUGUGUGUGGUUAUCCUGCAAGGUUGUCUCCUCCUAGAACGCUGAACAGGUAGCAGGGUGAACUCUUAACGCUCCCUAGCUUUCAGUUUUUGCCAUUAUUUAUCUCGAUGUUCAUCACUGAGGGAGUAAUCAGGAUCAUCAAGUCAGACCUCAUGCCCCCUCCCUCAUCUUAUAUGGCAGAAGUGUCCUAUUUCCUCUUCCUUUCUCUGGAAACUCCCCAUUUAUCCCAUCCUCCUCUUUCUUAAGGAGGUAUUCUCCUUCCCCUUCCCGAGGGAGAAGGUGCUAAGUUAGGGCUUCUGCUGUGCAAUCAGAACUUGGAGAUUUUAAGAAAAGGAUAACCAAUAAUUAAAUUGAAUUUCUAACCUCCUUGUUUGUGUCAAAUUUUUUGUUGUGUUGUGUUUAUUUUUCAUGAUGUAGCUAGUCAUUUGUAGAGUACCUGUGAUGUUCAAGCAUAUUGCUAGUGCUCUUAUAUUUAGUCCUUCCACAACCCUGUAGGUAGAUAUUUUUAUUCUUGUGCAGAUGAGGAAACUGAAGGCCAGAGAAGAAAAGUAAACAUCCAAGAUAGGAACCCAAAUCUGUGUGAAUUCAAACCUGAAAUUCUUUCUGCUUCACUAUUACUAUUCUUUGUAUUUUAUUUAAAAAACUUUAAAAUAUCAGUAAAAGGCAAAACCUAUUGUUUAGGAAUGUUACAUGUUGACUCAAUAUGUAGAAUCUGUGUGGGUUGAAAAUAGCUGUAAAAC